This is a messenger RNA of Xenia sp. Carnegie-2017, 933 nucleotides long. RefSeq lists its product as uncharacterized. Bases 1 to 933 code for a protein of 310 amino acids. The transcript has a single exon. The record is from RefSeq and is a predicted model, not a curated record. Lineage: Eukaryota; Metazoa; Cnidaria; Anthozoa; Malacalcyonacea; Xeniidae.
AUGUUCAAGGUGAGCAUUGUAAACAAGAGUGGAGGUGAGGCAGUAGAGAUUAAAGCAAUCGCAUUUCCAACAAUAUGUGCACCACUUCCUACAAGGAUAAAUAUAGACGAAUAUCCACAUCUCCAUGGUUUAGAACUUCCAGACUUUGAUUCUUCUGAUGACAAUGGUAGCUGUGAUUCAAUCGACAUCUUGAUAGGAGCUGAUCAUUAUUGGGACGUAGUCACAGGUGAUGUCGUACGAGGAGAAAAUGGUCCAACAGCGAUGAGCAGCAAAUUGGGAUGGCUUUUGUCUGGAUGGUUAUCACAAAAAUCAGACGGACAUACUCUGAAUAGCCUCAUUUUAGCAGCCGAUUGCCUUGAUAAUUCUACUGUCGUAACCGAUAGGGAUGAGUUAACACUGUCAUUGAAGCGUUUUUGGGAAACUGAAAACGUUGGCAUUGACUUCUUUGACUCAGAGAACUCACGCGAGGAACAAGAUUUUGUGCGAAAUAUUCGAUUCACUGGAACACGCUACGAAGUUGGUCUGCCGUGGAAAAAUGAUCAUGUGCUAAUUAAUGACGAUUACGAACUCUGUCAUAAUAGAUUGAGAUCAUUGCAUCGAAAACUGCUAAAGGAUCCAAAAAAUCUUGAAGAAUAUAAUAAUGGCAUUUCUGAACAACUGGCAGCAGGAAUAGUCGAAAGGGUUCCGGCAUCUGAUAAGGAUCGUGGUAAAAUUCACUAUCUUCCCCAUCAUUGUGUCAUACGAAAGGAUAAGGUUACUACGAAGCUACGCGUUGUAUAUGAUGGAUCUGCUACGACGAACGUUCGUAACUUUUCACUAAACGAUUGCUUACUGACCGGGCCGAACCUCAUUCCACAAAUCUUUGAUUUGCUCGUCAAAUUCGACAGAACAAGAUUGGGCUCGUUGUUGACAUUGAGAAAGCAUUCUAAAUAA